AGCCGUGGGCCCUUCCAAAAAUCUAUUAGCCAGAGCAAGUUCAUCAGCAGUUGCACAAAAGCAUUCAGCGCAUACAUUAUAGGUAAGUCCUCGGAUGAUCGGAAAAGCGCCCCUGGAUUGUUUCUUUUGUUCGGUAAGAAAAUGUGCAUGAAAAAACAACACGCGGAAUUUCGGAUGCAGAUCAAAUCACACCUUUGUGACAAGGGAGACGUCUUCCGAAUCUGGUUUUUUUUCUUUUUGAGUUCACCAUUCAAAAGUCUUCAGAUUUUCUAUUUUUGUUUGCUUUUUAUAGAAAACUUACUUCUAGAUGAAGUAUUGCUAGAGUUUGUCUUUUAGUAUAUAUAUAUUAUAACCGAUGUGGGAAAAUGAUUCCAUGCUUGGAAACUCCAAAGUGGAUACUAUUACAGUAACGACAAACUUGUCUAAUGUAACACAUGACGUCGUUGAACACGACCAUAUAAAUUUCCAUACUUAUACCGUAACUGCCAACCCCGAAGUUCCUUACCGAGGAAAGUUUAUCAUAUUGCAUGGUUGGGCGGAGCAUUCCCCCAUGUAUAUUAAUCAACUUGAAUUUUUAGCAAUGUUGGGAUAUGAUUAUCUUAUAUAUGACCAAAGAGGUAGUGGACAAACAUCCAAGGGGAAGUAUCGAGGAAGGUCAGGUCGAUACAGCACCGUAGCAUUAACAGAUCUUGAUUUCAUGAUUGAACAUUUCACUCAAGGGGAGGGAGAGAUUAACCUUAUAGGCCAUUCCAUGGGUGGGUCCAUAGCUUUAAGUUACAUGCAAAGCGGAAAAUACCGCUCAAAAAUCAACUCAGUCAUAGUAACCAGUCCAUUAAUUAGACUAAGCCCUUCCAAGCAACCAACCUGGCUACGUGUAAGCCUCGCGUCACUUAUAACAUUAUUGUUCCCUUAUUUUCACCAUUAUGAAGAACAGGAUCCAGCAGUAGUAGAAAAUGUUACCCAUAACACCAAAUGGCAAGCGUACCUUCUUGAGAAUGAGAGUUGCCAACCAGUAGGAACUAUCAAACAAAUGUUACAGUUAAUUUCGAGAGGUGAGGAUCUUUUGCAAACUGCAAGUGAAGUAGAAUCAAACGCAAAACUAUUGAUAUUUCAAAGCGAACAAGAUAUUAUUGUUGAUGCAAACGCACUGCGUGAUUAUUUUGAUCGAGUUCCUUUAGAUGUCAAGAAAUUUGAAUCAAUGCCUAAUAGUGGCCAUGCCAUAUUUUUAGAGAAUGAUUCUGUAUUAGACAGCGUCAAGAGAAUAAUUCUGGAGUUUCUUGGAUAAGAUAAUAUUCAAAUAGAACAAGUAUCUUGCAUCUUUGCCUGUCGCUGCUGAAUAUCCCGUUAGAGCGUACUAUAUGGUUUAUAUUAAAUUGCAUAUUCAUUAAAGUUU
This is a messenger RNA of Spathaspora passalidarum NRRL Y-27907, 1393 nucleotides long. RefSeq lists its product as uncharacterized. The transcript has a single exon. Gene Ontology annotation, cellular component: membrane. NCBI's taxonomy places the organism in Eukaryota, Fungi, Ascomycota, Pichiomycetes, Serinales, Debaryomycetaceae. Gene Ontology annotation, molecular function: lipase activity. The record is from RefSeq and is a predicted model, not a curated record. The coding region runs from base 356 to 1285 and encodes 309 amino acids.